AUGAAGAAUAAGGUGGAUCCAGAAAAGUCGAUCGACCCAAUUUAUCGAAUCGAUGGAGGUGCACUCGAAUUAUCAAAUGUCGAUGAUGAUAUGGCUGGAAAAGAAGAAUGUUUCUCAUUAGCUGAUGAAGAUGCAGAAACUACUAAUUGGAAAUUAAUUUAUGUUACUGGAAUCGUAUCAUUUUUGUGCGCUAUAGAAGGCGCUGCUGUUCACAUGAGCGAAUGGCCCUACAUGAGAGAGAUUGACUCGGAAGCUACCGUACAAUUUUUUGGUUUUGCGAGCUCUGCUUCAAAAGCCGCGCAUGCUGUUUUUGUUUUAUUCUUUGCACUUUGGAGUUUCAAAUGGAAGACUGUCAAAGCGCCACUGAUUGCUGGCCGUGUGAUUGCAGCAGUUGCUUGCUGUAUUUAUCUAGCCGUUGAAUAUAUCGAAUUCGGCCGUCGUUAUCUUAUGACGCUCUGUUAUAUUCUGUUCGAAAUCUCCGGAAGCUCUCCUUCAAUUCUUCGAGCAUACGUAGCUGCUAUUUCCACAUCAAAAGAUAGAUCAAAAGCAUUUGCUACAAUGUCAUUAUCAAUGGUGCUUUCAAUCAUCUGUGGACCACUGAUUCAACUAAUUUUCACAAAAAUACCGUAUCCUGGAAUUGAGAUCACAAAACAUUUGAAAUUUCACGUGUAUUCAGCCCCAAUUUGGAUUGCAAAUUCGACAAACUUCAUUUCAAUUGCGAUUAUCAUAUGGGCACUGGAUGAGCUUCCUCGAAAACCAAAAACAAAAAAACCAAAAAAACCGUCGAUAUUUGAAUUGGAAGGUUUGAAAAUGAGAAUCGAAAAAAUCAGGAAAGCCAACAUUAAUUGGUUGCUGGUUGUAAUCUGUUGGAUAGCGAAAGCAGGAAAAACGAUGACUUCAAAAUCAAUCGGAACCCUAAUUUCGGUAAUCCUCAUGGUGGAGUAUGGAUGGUCCGGAAUUCAAACAGUGCGAAUCACAUCAAUUAUCAUGGGUGGCUCAGGACUCCUUUCAAUGUUUGUCAUCGGAUCAUUCAUUUUCUGUAAACUCGGAACUGUGGUCAACCCAAGAUAUUUAUAUUUGUUCUCGAUAAGCUUAUUCGUGCUUUUGUAUGCAGUCACUUACCCACAUAAGUCAUUCGGUGUUCACGUAAAACCAUAUAAUGAAACUGACGGAACAGGAUGUGAUAUUGAGAAAUAUAGUUGGUGUGAGGAUGCGAUUGCCCCACAGCCGAUUCUCUUCCUGUCUUGUAUGGUUUUUGUGUUUGGAAUGACAAUUCCAAUUUCCAGUAUCUCAUUGGAUACAAUUUACUCAAAAGUCUUAGGAAAAAUCGAUCAGAGUGUCAUGCAAGGCGCCGCUGUGAUUUUGGACGAUAUCAUGCUCGUGAUAACUCCCACAUAUGCAUCUACAAUGUUUACACUAUUUGGAUUGGCUCCUUUGUGGAUAAUCAACGGAAUAAUUGUCAGCUGUCUAACAAUCAUGUGGAUCGUAAUGCUUCCGAAAUUCAAAAAUGUCGCUUAA
Molecule: messenger RNA, 1518 nt
Organism: Caenorhabditis bovis
Lineage: Eukaryota; Metazoa; Nematoda; Chromadorea; Rhabditida; Rhabditidae
Source: the annotation of a GenBank genome assembly